This is a messenger RNA of Brachypodium distachyon (stiff brome), 4742 nucleotides long. RefSeq names its product dentin sialophosphoprotein. Lineage: Eukaryota; Viridiplantae; Streptophyta; Magnoliopsida; Poales; Poaceae. Bases 445 to 4197 code for a protein of 1250 amino acids. The transcript is spliced from 3 exons. The record is from RefSeq and is a predicted model, not a curated record.
CUUCUUUUGCGCUCUUUUUUUCUUUUCUUUUCUUUCACUGUAUUUCCCUUCUCUUCCCCGGGCGAUCGCCAUCGCCGCCCCCCACCACCGGCCACCAAAUCCGCUUCGUUCCACCGCGAGGUCGCAGCCGAAAGUGGCCGGCCAAGCUCUCUAUACCCGCCUUGCCCCUGCCUCUUCCUACUACGCCACUGCUAUCAGACCGCGCGCGGAGACAUAGACGCAUACGCAGCAGUUCAUUUUUGCUCCUACGCCGCUGUGAUUUGACCCUGUCUGAUCGCGUCCUGCUCCUGGCUUCCUCUUCUUUUGCCGGGUCACUGUAUAUCAGCACAGGGUUUCGGUGAUUUUGUUUCUUCCGCUUGUUGGAGCUUUCCCCGGUCUAGCUUCGUGCUGGCCGCCUGCCGAGCUUCCUCAGAGGUUUGUGCUGGAGGCUCAGAGGUACAUGCCAUGGCUUUAGAGACAAAACAAAUUGGUCUAUGUGUUAAGAAAGUUCUGAGGUCCUCCAUUAGAACAAGCUACAGAUGUGUCUCUGAACAUCCAGUCCUUUUCAGUUUGGGUGUUUUGCUCUAUUUAUUGUACAGAUCUUCACCGGGAUUCUUUGCAUUCCUGCUUUCUUCUUCACCUGUAAUUAUAUGUACUACUCUUCUUCUUGGAAUCUUACUGAGUUAUGGGGACACGAGUCUACCUGAGGUUAAUGAGGACACUGAGGCUAUUCCAAAGAUUUCAGCUUCUAAGGUUGGGGAUUCUUCAAGCGAUGUUCACUUUGAGGAAAAUCAGAGAAUUUCAGUGCCUAGUUUUGGGAAUAGUACAGAAAACUUCAAAGAAAGGGAAACUAAGCAAACGGUUACUGUCAGAGAGAGGUCUGCUGAACAUACUAGGCUUGAUGAGGGCGUCCCUCUCCUGGGAAGAGUUGAUGAACAAGAUGAGAAAGUUGAACAUUGUGACAUACCUAGAACAUUAACUCCAUUUCCCUCCAUGGUUAAUUUCCGUCAUGAGGUUGGGGUUGGGGAGGACUUGCACUUUAAGCAGGAAAGGGAAUACAGAGAUUCUUUUUUUAUCACAGAUAAGGCUGAUACACAUACUAGCUUAUUUGAAGGUUUCAAUGAGAAGAAUACAAACUUUGGCAUGUUUUCUUCCAGUGAGAAUGUUAAUGAACCUGCUGAAAUGGAGGAGAAUCAAGCAGCUAGCCAAGUGAGAGAUAUUUCUGAAGAGAAGUCAGCUGAUGGGAUAGCUGGAACUAGCAAACUUACUUAUGCCGUUUCUGUGCGCCAGAACAAAAAGCUUGAUGAUCUUAAGAUUGAUACUAACAAGGCUGUUGAGGACAAUAUACUUGAUUCCUCCCUUGGCUCACCAUGGGCAAGAGUUGGCAGUCAGGACGGUUCAUCUGGUUUUGACUCUGAUCAGUCUGAGAGUUCUUCGCCUGAUGCUUCCAUGACUGACAUCGCUCCAGUUCUUGAUGAGAUUGACCCUCUUUUGGGUGCUGAUUUCACUUGUCCUGACUCCAUUCCUAAGGACUAUUCAGACACUGAUUCACAUGUCUCCUCGAAGGAUCAUCAAACUGAUGAUGAUAGUAAUGAUGAGGAUGGCAAUGAUGAUGCUAAAGAUAGUGGCGAGGAGAACAAGAAAGAUGGUGGUAAGGAAGCUGCAUUUAUCUGGACAGCAGAUGAUGAAAAGAACCUGAUGGAUCUUGGAUAUUCUGAGAUGGAAAGGAAUCGUAGGUUGGAGAUUUUAAUGGUUAGGCGAAGAUCCAGGAAGAAUAUAAUAUUUGAAAUGGACAGUAACUUGAUAGAUGCCAAUAGCAAGGAUUCUGGGAAAAGUGUAGAUGACUUAUCACGCUUCCAUGCACAUGUACCACAUAUCUCAGUUACAAGGAGGAACCCGUUUGACCUUCCUUAUGGGCCCGAAGAAGCGGCAAUUCCUGGCUCAGCUCCUUCGAUUCUGCAUGCAAGAAAGAACCCAUUUGAUUUUCUUGAGCAUUCCAGUGACAGUGGGGUCUCUGUUCAUGAUAAUUUAAGCCCCGGAGAAUCACCACCAACUUCUCAUCGUGACAUCUUCAGAAGGCACGAGAGCUUCAACUUUGGAACUACAGAUGCUAACCCCCAGGAGAGACGAUUGUCUAGAUUGAAGCCAUAUUUUGUCCCUGAGACAGUGGAACAAGGCACCAGUAAUUUCCAAAGGCAGUUUAGUGACAAGAGUGACUCUAAAUUAAGUUCUGUUACAGAAUCUGAUAUGGCUUCUUCGGUUGCUGAUCAGGAGGAUCACAAUGACCUUGAUGAAAAGGACGUGCACAGGGAGGAUGUGUCACUAGCUCUCCUGAGACAGGACAAUGACCUUGCAGAUGCUGGAAGUGAAUGCUCAGAUGGUAUCAACUCUGUGGAUGUUGAACUAGACCACAGUGACAUUGAUGAGCGUGAGAUUGCUCUACAGCAUUUUGUCUUCGAAAGGUCGCAAGAAAGAGAAGCAUAUGUUGCCUCGACAAAAGGGAAGGGUCAUGAUGAAGAUUACAUACUCGAGUCAGCUGGAGACUCCAUGAUGCCACUUCAUCCAGUCACUGACCUGCUUAGCUGGGAAAAUGCAGAUGGUGAAAGCUACCUUGGUGCUAAUUCUUCUAUGGAACCAAACACAGCAGUUGAAUUCUCAGAAUGGCUUUCCUCUCCUAGGCCAGCUGAAGAGCAUGAGUCAAGAUCAGGAGACCUUGGUCUUUGUGCAACCAAUAUAGCCGAUGGAAAUAGAGACAUAGAUUCCAUAUCGUAUUCAAACAAUAAAAUCCCGUUUGACAACCUGAUUCAUGGAUCUAUGGAUUUGCUUAGUGAUUUUGAAAAGGAUACUUUGCCGGCAAUAUCUAUGGACCUUCACCCUAUUCCUGAGGAGAUGGUUGUUGAGAACUUCAAUAUUAUGCAACAAAAGCAUGAAACUGCGAUAUUUACUGAUUCUGCUACUGCCUUGACUGACUUGCAUGUAAUUGAAGAGCACUUUGAUGUUGCAGCUGAAGUUUGUUCGAGCCCAGAGGUUGUUUCCUUGUGUCUCCCUGAAACAACUGAUUCCAUCCAAUCUCCAUCAGUUGAGCCUGAAGAGAUCUUAAGGACAUUUUUCUCCACGGCUUCUGAACCUGACAGGGUGGGUAUGAUUGAUAUGAAGGAAGAAAUAACUUCAGGAUAUCUAUUUGAUUCUGAUGGUGAUGCUGAUAAAAUCUAUCCCGAGCCUUCAGAGGAUAACGGUAUUGAUGAAAGUUUCCUGUCAGAACUUGAUGUGGUGGGGGACUUCCGGGUAGAACCAAUGAGACUGGAUCAGCAAGUGCCUGAUCUUAGUUCCCAUUCUGAAAAACCUGCUGCUGGUAUUGCAGAAGACUCCUUGAUUAGCACUCGGGCUUCUGGUGACAUCACCACAUCAGAUGCCAGUGCAUUAGACUCUAGUGAGCUGUCUCAAUUGGCUGAUUACCUAAGUCACUCUGAUCCUGAAUUUAGUUGGUCAUUAGGAACAUAUCAUGAUGAUCCUGAGCAGACUGUCUACAAUCCGCGGCGGAGGAUUCUUGAAACAAUGAACACAGAGUUGAACUUAGCAUGCGACGAGACAGAAAUCACAGAAGUGCCUUCUGUGAAUACAUCGUCAGAAGCAUACUUAAGCAUUGGAGCAAGCAAACAGGAAGCUGGUAAAACUGAACCCGUGGCAGCUAACACUGAUGCUGUGAUGGCUGUUGAUCCCAAGUCUCUAGAGGACAUAGAGACAGCCUUUAAACAAGCGAGUGAUGGUGGUGUUGACGAGCCCAACCGGGACUUUCAAACCUCACACGUCUCAGGUGUUGAUAUUGACACAGAGCCCAUAAAGGGUUCUGGAGAGUUGCGUGUCAUUGACGCAAAAUCUGUCAACGACAUUUGUGCUGCUUUUGAAGAACACACGGGUGUUGGUUUGCAUAGUUGUCCAGAACAAAACGAAGAUAAAGUUGGAUCUGGAGAGACGGCAGAAUGCGCAAGAUACAAUGAUCUUCUGGAAGGAACACAUGUUGAAAUUCUGGAUUCGGCUGGAGACAAUAGAGAGCCUGAACUAAUGAAGACUGCAGGCAACAUAAGUUGUAUUGAGGCAAAGACCGUUGAUGACAUCCAUGCAGUGUUCACGAAGCUCUCUGAUUGUCAUGAGAGGAGUAUCGUAGAAGCAAUUGAGUCGAAAGAUACUCACGAGAGAAGAGAGGAAAGUGAAGAAUAAGGAGUUUCUAUCAUUGCGAAAGAGGCCUUAACCAAGUUGGAACUUGGGACAGAUUUUUCUUGACUUGAAGGUGCCUAUUCUUUGUUCUACUGAUGAAGCACUCCUUUCAGCACCACACGGUCCUUCUGUUCUGCAUAUAGUUUCCAAUACUGAAAAGUAUGAAGUUUUGCUCUAGUUUUUUUGUGGAUGAUGCUUUUUUCUCUGUUUGAGGUUUUGACCGUUUGUAUUCAUUUUGAAAAAAAAAAUCUGGCAUGUUCUCCCCCUCCUCUGUCUGUAAUUUCUUUGCUCGGGCAGUGUGGUGUGGUGACAGGGAGAGAAAACAGUCAUUUCUGUCAUGUAAUGUAGAUUUCUUUGGCAACUUGAUGAAAGUGAGGUGAUUGAAAUGUAAGAGAGAGCUUGUGCAGCUGGAAAUAGAGGAAGUACAAUGUGCUAAGUGCAUACCUGCCUGCCUGCCUUGGGUUUUUUCCCACUUGGACUGCUACUUCCGGACUGUAGAAGAUCGUAUUUUUCUUUCGUAUAAGACAGUGGAUAUCACUUCAGUUCUG